UCUAGUUAUCAGUGUUGUGUAGCUGCAUUACUGCGAAAUUGUUUAUUGCAAAAAUCUGCAAAAGGGAGAUAGUAGGACAAAUAGAAAAUAAUAGCAGUGGCCGAAAUGUGUUAGAUGUUUAAGUUGCUGACUAAUACUGGGUGGAAGGUAAUCAGUUGGAAUCGCCGCAAGAAACAAUGCUGCCACCGAGGGAAAACGUAGACCUGGAGUGUUUCCUGGUGACGAAGCACUCUUGGAAGGGCAGGUAUAAGCGCAUACUGUCUAUCGGAACAGCCGGCAUCUCAACCUACAAUCCGGAUAGGCUGGACUUGACCAACCGGUGGUCGUUCUCGGACAUUGUGGCAGCAGUGCCCUCCAAAACUUCAAAUAUACCCAAUGAGUUUAUCCUGACCAUUAAGAAGGAUAAGAAACUGGAAACUAUCAAGUUGUCGUCAGAAUACCGAAAUGAUAUUCUCACCUCAAUAUUAAAAUACUACAAGGAGUUUGCCGACAAGCCGAAGAAUGCUCAGCGAUUCAGUGCGUAUAAGUACCACUGGUCCGGUAUCAGCCUGCCUACUGUGCUGGAAGUCACGCCCUGCUCGCUGGAUCAGCUCGAUCCAACCACAAAUGACGUGCUGGCGAGCUAUAUGUACAAGGACAUCGAAGGAAUAAUAGCAGGCAUCUCGGAUUAUGAGGGAGGAAUCGUGAUGGCCUAUGGUGGAUUCAGUCGCCUGCAUUUGUUUAAGGCCCUGAACCACCACGAAAUCGUACAGAACAUUGUGCAGAGAUCGGCCCAGUUUCUCGGCAUCGAGACGAAAAUACUCAAGAGUCAAAUCACGCUGGAGCAGUUCGAGAGGCAGCGAUUUGGAAAGUUUAGCGGCGACCAGUUUCAAACCUCAUCUACCGAGUUCUCAGUGCAAAAGAUAACGCCCCGCCACCCGGAUCCGGUGAAGCGUAUUCUAUGCCUUACCGAGGUGACGUUGCUGGAGCGAGAUCCCCAAACCUAUAGCGUGUGCACCCUGCGACCGCUUACCGAUGUGUUCGCACUGGUUCGCGACAAGGACAAUAUCCAGCGAUUCAGUAUUGAGUACAAAAACGGAAUCGUUCGCAGCUACAGCACAAACGAUCGGGACUCACUGUUAGCCACUGUGUUAGAUGCAGUGCGCUCCAGCGGCAAUCAGGAUGUCCAUGUCCGCAUUGGAAAUACGCCGCGUGGCAAGCGAUACGUGCCACUAAGCAGCUCUGUAGACGAGGAAACGGAAGCGAACUUGAUGCGCCUGGUUAUCCACAAUUUCCAAAACCCAUCUAAGCGAUAUGAGAUCUUGGAGCGCUUCAAUGCCAACGUGCCUCACAGUGGCCUUAACUACAGUGUGACCCAGGAUAGCUUGUUUGCCGAGAACAAGGAUAAACUCAUCCUAAGUGCUCUUCAAGCUUUGGCCCAAAAGGAGCUAGACAGUCCCACGGCCCAGUUAAGCAACUUGGAGCUGGAGGCUAUAUUCCAUGCACUGACACGUCUGCUGGCCAGCAAAGUGGGCUACGCAGCCUUUACCAAUCUCCCUGGCUUUCGUGAGAUUAUUGGUACAAAGGUUGUGGCCGCUUUGCGACGCAAGGAUCUGGCUGUGACAUACUCUGCUAUUGACAUGAUCAACUCCUUAAUGCAUUCUGUAAAUUCUGAUCACGAUUUAAAGCAAGAGCAGCUUAACAAAUCCUCAAUUCUGUCAUCAAAAUCGUUUUUGGAGACUUUGCUAAACAUGUGGACCACCCAUGUGAGUCAUGGCAGUGGUGCUCUGGUACUUUCGGCCAUGCUAGAUUUCAUGACCUUUGCCUUGUGUGUGCCUUACAGCGAGACCACCGACGGCAAGCAGUUCGACGUGCUGCUAGAGUUAGUUGCCGAUCGUGGGCGCUAUUUGUACAAACUAUUCCAACAUCCCUCACUGGCGAUUGUAAAAGGAGCUGGCCUGGUGUUGCGGGCCAUCAUUGAGGAGGGUGAGCUGCAAGUGGCCCAGCAAAUGCAAGCCUUGGCUUUGGAUGAGGCGGCUCUGUGCCGGCACUUACUGGUGGCUCUGUAUACGCCUUCUAAUGAUCCCACUCAGACCACACAGCGUCAGUUGUCGCGACAUUUAAUCGGAUUGUGGCUAACGGACAGCGAGGAGGCAAUGGAGCUGUUUAAACGCAUUUUCCCCGCCGGUCUUUUGACCUUCUUGGAGUCGGAGGAUUCUGUCCCAGAGUCGGAUAUCGAGGAGGACAAACUAAAUUUCCGCGAUAAUCUCAAGUUUGCAAUACAACAUUCCAACAAAACUCGUAAGAAUGUGAUAGAAAAGCAUUUACAAGGCAUCAAGCAUUGGGGCAUGAACCUCAUUGAGAAGCAGGAUGGUGCAGCUCAGGCGCUCAAGAAUCGACCGGUGGUGUUGCGAAAUCGGCGCCAGAAGAAAAAGACAUCCGAUGUCGUUGUGAAUCUGCCAUUCUUCUUCUACAGCUUUGCCAAAGAUCACAGCCUACCCAAUCUUAUAUGGAAUCACAAGACCCGCGAAGAGUUGCGCAUGUGCCUAGAGAACGAGCUGCGACAAUUCCUUAAUGAUCGUGAUUUGGCUGGCCAGAUGAUUGUGGCCUGGAACUAUCAGGAAUUUGAGGUGGGCUACCAAUGUCUAGCGGAUGAGAUCAAAAUUGGUGAUUACUAUAUUCGCUUGAUAUUGGAGAAGGACGACUGGCCGCAGAACUUGGUUAAGGAUCCGAUUGAACUAUUCAAUGCUUUGUACAGACGGGUGUUGUGUCGUCAACGCGUAAAUGAUGACCAGAUGACGGUUUUUUCCCUGCAGGCUUUAGCUAAAGUAUACCGUCGUUAUCACGCAGAGAUUGGAAAGUUUAGCGAUAUGUCGUACAUCUUGCAGCUCAGCGAUAGGUGUCUAUCUCCCUCUAUGCGGGAUGCACUGAUAAACCUAAUUUCUUGCCUGGUGUUGGAAAAAUCCAACUGUCGAGCCCUUAUAGAUCAUGUGCAGUGUUUGGUGGAUCUAAUCACUUUGGCCCAUCUACACAAGGGUAGGGCUCAGCUUAAUACCAAAACGAAUGUAAUCGAAGCAGGUCCCAAUAUGGCUGCAUACGAAGAAAAGGAUUGGUACUACAAUGUCGAGAAAGAAGGCCAGAAACCAGAGCGUCAGGGACCCAUCACUUACUCCGAGCUUAAGGAGCUCUGGCAGAAAGGUCUAAUCACACCAAAGACACGUUGCUGGGCUAUCGGCAUGGAUGGCUGGCGAUCGCUGCAGCAGAUUCCACAGCUGAAGUGGUGCCUCAUUGCCAAAGGCACUCCGCUAUAUGACGAGACUGAGCUAUCCUCAAAAAUCCUAGACAUACUGAUCAAGUGCACAAGCUUCUUUCCAAGUCGCACCCAAAACGGUGUGGCCGUGCUCAUCCCGGGUCCAAAACUGUCCCGCAAGCUUUCGGAGUUCAUCUGCCUCCCCCACGUGGUUCAAGUUUGCCUUACCCACGAUCCUGGAUUGCUUGAACGCGUGGCCACGCUGCUCUACCAGAUUAUGGAGGACAAUCCAGAGAUGCCCAAGGUCUACCUCACGGGAGUCUUUUACUUCAUGCUUAUGUACACAGGCAGCAAUAUUCUGCCCAUUACCAGAUUCCUCAAGAUGACGCAUAUGAAGCAAGGAUUUCGUAGCGAGGAGACCUCCCAAUCCGGCAUUAUGCACCGCAGUAUUCUGGGCCAGCUGCUUCCCGAAGCUAUGGUCUGCUUCUUAGAAAACUACAGCGCAGAAAAGUUUGCGGAAAUUUUCCUGGGCGAGUUCGACACUCCCGAGGUUAUAUGGAGCUCAGAAAUGCGGCGUCUGCUGAUCGAGAAAAUCGCCGCCCAUAUCGCAGACUUUACGCCCCGACUCCGCGGUCACACAAUGGCGAGAUAUCCGUACUUGGCCAUUCCAGUGAUCAGCUAUCCACAGCUCGAGAACGAGCUGUUCUGUCACAUCUACUACCUGCGUCACCUGUGCGACACCCAAAAGUUUCCCAACUGGCCCAUCUCGGAUCCAGUGCAACUUCUGAAGCAUACACUAGAUGCCUGGCGAAAAGAAGUUGAAAAGAAACCUCCCCAGAUGACAAUCCAACAGGCUUACCAGGAUCUAGGCAUCGACCUAACUAAGAUCCCAAAACCGGAUGAGUCCAUGAUUCGGAAGAGUUACUACAAGCUGGCGCAAAUGUACCAUCCUGAUAAGAACCCAAAUGGGCGCGAGAUAUUCGAGAAAGUGAAUCAGGCCUACGAGUUUCUUUGCUCACGCAACGUGUGGAGCUCGGGUGGUCCAGAUCCCAACAAUAUUGUGCUAAUACUUCGCACACAGAGUAUUCUUUUCGAACGUUAUCCGGAUGUUUUACGUCCCUACAAGUACGCUGGUUAUCCGCAGCUCAUCAAGACAAUACGCCUGGAGACCCGUGAUGAUGAGCUUUUCUCAAAGGAGGCCCAGCUUUUGACAGCUGCUUCAGAGUUGUGCUAUCAUACAGUUCACUGCUCCGCCUUGAAUGCCGAAGAGCUGCGCCGGGAGGAGGGUAUCGAGGCACUUUUGGAGGCCUACACCCGCUGCGUGUCCAUUCUGGGAGUGGACUCUAAGCCGGACUCGCUUCACUACCAGGUCAUAUCGAACGUGACCCGGUGCUUCGAAGUGGCCUGCAACUUUGAGAAGUGCAAGCAAAAGAUCAUCCAGUUGCCACAGCUGUUGUCCGACGUGUGCCGCGUAGUUUACUUUAAGCACACACUUUCGGUGAGCUUGGUGACCAGUUUGGCAGCCAACAACUACGACCUGCAAUGCCAAUUGUCGCGGAACGGCGUGCUUUGGUCACUGCUGCUAUUCAUCUUCGAGUACGACUAUACGCUGGAUGAGAGCGGAGUGGAGGUCAGCGAUAAGUCCAACCAGCAGCAGUUGGCCAACAACCUGGCAAAGAUGGCCGUCCUCGGGUGCAUCUCCCUCGCUGGUUAUAGCAUGGAGUUGCGCCAAAAACCGGUGACAGGAAGCGAGGCGAACUCUCCAGCGACCAAGGCGCCGCCAGCCAUUAAACCAAAGCCAUCAGUACCCGCUGCCUCGACGUACACCCAGAAUGCUCACAAUCCGCUGCAAAGUAAACAGUUGGCCAUCACGAGCGGCAAGGAGAAGGAGCCAGAUACCUCGUCUGGGAGCAGCGACACUUCCAGCUCCACGCCCACCGAAAGUGAUCAACAGCAGCAGUUGGCGAAAAGCAGUCCCAGUGCCAUCCAGCAGAAGUACAUUGUGACGGGGGAAGCGAAGAACUCGCUGAUCAAGCAGGUCCUCGACCGCCUGCUUACUCGCUACAUUGCCAACCAGUUGGCCACGGCUCGCGACAGCGACGUUCUUAAGUUGCUCACGGCAAACACCCGUAAUCCCUACCUCAUCUGGGACAAUGGUACCCGGGCUCAACUCAAGGAUUUCCUGGAACAGCAGCGCACGGCCUCCGCCAAGGAGACACACGAAGAUAUUGCCCAGGUGUCCGAGCUAGUUUCUAGCUUUGAAUUUGAUGCACACAAAGAUGAGUUGCAGAUUGGCGGUAUAUUUAUACGUAUCUACAACGACAUGCCCACCCAUCCAAUUGCUCAGCCUAAACUCUUUAUUAUGGAUCUGCUGGAUUACCUCAAGCAUGCCUUUCAGUUUUUACAGUACAAAAAGAAUCCGACAUUAGCUGCCGCUGCUGUUAGCAAUGCUCCCAAAAUGGGCAGUGAUGGCAUUCUUACUCCCACUCUGGCUCCUAAUCAUCCACAAUUACAGCAAGCAUCGUCGGGCAAAGCGGGUAGCACCUUUGACGAAGUGUUAACAGCUUACAACCGAUCCAAGAGCCGAAAAAAGCUUGAAACUGACGCCCAAACGGAACAACAGUUGGCCCUACAGCAGUGCAAAUACGACUUCUGUAGCGACGGAAAGCUUGAGCUGCACAUCACCAUGGUGCUUAAAGCAUUGAUAGCAGUGAUCAAGGCAAAUGCUGAGGUCGAGAUCCAGUGCAUCGGCAACUUUGACAUGAUCUUUGGCUUUCUGGCCAACAACAUAUUCAGCGAUAACUCCACAGUUAAGACGGUGGCCUUGGAGGUUGUUUCUCUGGUUUCGCGAAACAAGGAGUGCGUAUCGGAAGUUGCAGCUUGUGAAAUCCUGGGCAACUAUUUGGUGGCCCUCAAGGACCCUGAUCUUCGUGCCAGCCAAGUGAAAGUGCUGGAGACCCUCUCAGGACUGAUGAACGUGCAGGAGAUGAUCAAGGAGGCCCAGACCAAGGGCGCCACCAUAUACCUCCUCGACUUGUUUUGCAACUCGCGUAAUCCCCAGAUUCGCGAAAUGUGCGCUGGUAUUUUGGCCAAGAUGACUGCGGAUCGUCUAAGUGGUCCAAAAGUGCGGAUUACGGUUUCGAAAUUCCUGCCAGCUCUUUUCAUCGACGCCAUGGUAGAGUCGCCACCGACUUCGGUGCAGUUAUUCGAAUCAAUACACGAGCACCCGGAGCUAAUUUGGAACGACAGCACGCGAUCGAAUGUCUGCGACGCUGUGUCCGAAACGUGCGAAAGAUUCUAUAAGCAACAGAAGGCAAAUCCUCGCCAUGUGUGGAAGGAUCCGGAAAUUCUUAAAGACAUUGUAUCCAACGAAAUCGUUGUGGCCGGCGUCUACCUCCGACUGUUUGUCAGCAACCCCGCUUGGACUUUGCGAAAGCCCAAGCAAUUCCUCUCCGACCUCUUGGACUUUGUUGUGGAACAGAUAGGCAAGAGCUCCACCGAGCAGGAUGUGCUGGACCUGUCCACGACAGCGCUGGUGGAGCUACUACGCUCUCAGCCCAACCUGGCGGACGACAUCCCAGUGCUUGGACACAUACCAAAACUAUUUAACUUGCUUUCGGUGCAGCCAAAGAACACGCUAUCAGUAUUACAUCAACUAUCGCUGUCUGAGUUCUGCGUUAGUGCCAUUUCGCAGACAGAGUGUGUGUCGCCUCUGAAAAAGUGCAUGGAACACAAUAGGGAUUGCAUCGAGAAGGCCUGUGAGGCACUCAGUCGUCUUUUCAAGCACCAGCAUGACUCACUCAUCAGCCAAUCUCUGGAGGUGGGACUUAUACCAUUUUUGCUGGGCCUGCUGGACAGCCGACUGGAGUUCGUGGACAAUGCAUCGGCAGUCAAGGCGCAAAUUGUGGCGGCACUCAAAGGCAUGACGCACAAUCUCAACUACGGUGACCGGGUCACACAAAUCUUGCUCAAGCAUCCUGUGUGGGCAGAGUUUAAGGAUCAACGCCAUGAUCUGUUCAUCGCCGACACCACCAUACGUGGCUAUCUGACGGGCGUGAAUCCCACGGCUGGCUACCUGACGGCGGGUCCUGCGCAAAGCGUGGAAGUUCUCACCUCACCGCCUCCCAUCGAUCGCGACGAUCCUUCCGCCCGUCCACCUAUCGAUUAGCGACUUGUUAUCCGCCGGUCCAAGACUAAUGCUAAGACUGGCAUUUAAGUUCAUUGUGCUAUCACGGAGCCUUCGAUUGCCACGGAAUAUGACAUAUGAAAACGGACACGGACUUGCAUGGGUCUCCCCCCAAUUAUUGUAUUAAACUUUUGCAUAUUUUUUAUACUCGCAGCCAAUUGUACGUAGCGUGGAAACGGCAGGAGCGGCUGUCGGUAGCCAACAUAUUAUUAAAGUGUAACAAAGUUUCAUUUUUAUAUUUAUAAAGAAUUUGUAUAAAUAAUUAGUUAUUAGUUUAUACUAGGGUUGUUGAUAAUAUAUCAAAAUAUCAAUAUAUCGAUAUUUUCUUUUUAAAAUGAUAUAUUUAUAUCGUAAUUUUUUGUUUGCCUAAAUAUCGGAAAAUCGAUAUAUUUUUUUGAUAUUUUUUGAUAUUUUUGUCUUGAUUACUUUGUAUUCCAAAGUGACUUCAAGUGAACGAAUUCAAGCGCAAAAUAAUAUUUUCGCAAAAUGCGCGCAAAAGAAGGAAUGUACAUAUGUGAUAUGUGUGCGUAUGGCCAGAUUUCGUUGUCUAUGUGUGCAUAUGUAUGUAACUUACGCACAUACCACCGAAAUUUGGCGCCAAACGCGCACACACACGUUGUGCACACAUAUAUUAAUUAGUUUUCAUUCUUAGCUGUCCACGAACUUUGAAGGUAUUAUGACAAUAACGGAGACUUUCAAGAAUGCUGAAGUAAGGAUUGUUAAUAACAAAAAAAACGGUGCAAAAUUUUCACUUUCCGCCAACGGAUUUCGAAGUCCGGACCGCAUUUGUAAACAAUUACCGAAACUUAUUGUCUUUUUAUUGUGGGCAGGAAAUUUUUUUAUUUAACACAAAAAAUAUCAAAAAUAUCAAUAUAUCGAUAUUUUUCGGUGAUAUUUGAAAUAUUAUUAUCAUAUUAUUUGAUAAAAAAAAUAUCAUCGAUACGAUAUUUUUUAAAAUUUUCGACAACCCUAGUUUAUACACCGAACAUAAACAACCUAACUAGAGCAUGCAUAAAGUGAUUAUACAUAUUAUGGAAUAAAGCCGAUUCAUUACAAAUGAAA
Drosophila ficusphila is the source of this 8477-nucleotide messenger RNA. RefSeq names its product dnaJ homolog subfamily C member 13 (gene Rme-8). The transcript is spliced from 22 exons. Lineage: Eukaryota; Metazoa; Arthropoda; Insecta; Diptera; Drosophilidae. The record is from RefSeq and is a predicted model, not a curated record. Gene Ontology annotation, biological process: receptor-mediated endocytosis; regulation of early endosome to late endosome transport; endosome organization. Bases 177 to 7397 code for a protein of 2406 amino acids. Gene Ontology annotation, cellular component: endosome membrane.